AUGCGAGAAAUCCCACCAGUGGCAGCGGGCUCUGCUGCUGCUCAGCGGAAUGCGGGAGGCGAAGCUGGAGCCCAGCUCAUCAGCUACAACGCUGGGAUCAGCGCGUGCGAGAAAGGCAAGCAGUGGCAGCGGGCUCUGUCGCUGCUCAGCGAGAUGCAGGAUACCAAGUUGGAGCCCACCGUCGUCACCUACAAUGUCGGAAUCAGCGCGUGCGGGAAAGCCACGCAGUGGCAGCAGGCGUUGUCGCUGCUCGGCGAACUGUGGAGGGGAGAGAUGGAGGUGGACGCCACCAGCUACGGCGCGGCAAUGUGCGCGUGUGAAAAAGUCGGGCAGUGGCAGCAGGCGCUGUCGUUGCUUCGAACGACUGGGGAGGUGAAGCUGGAGCCAGACGUGAUCCACUACGGCGCUGGAAUCGCCGCGUGCGGGAGAGGUGGGCAGUGGCAGCAGGCAUUAGUUUUGUUGAAGGAGCUUUCAGAGGCAAAGAUGGAGCUGAACACCAUCGUUUGCACUUCUGCAGCCAGUGCUUGUGACAAGAGCGGCGAAGGGAGGCGGGCACUGUCCCUGCUCAACGAAAUGAGGGAAGCAAAGUUGCAGGACUGUGCGGUCAGUUGCGGCGUUGCAGUCAGCGCGUACGGGAAAGAGCGGCAGUGGGAGCAGGCGGUGUGGUCCCUCUGGCAAUCACGGAAGGCGAAAUUGGAGCCGAGCCGAAUCAGUUACAGCGCCGGAAUCAGCGCGUGCGAGAAAGGCCGGCAGUGGCAACAAGCGCUGUCAUUGCUCAUCGAGAUGGGAGAGGUGAAGUUGGAGUUGGAUGAAAUCAGCUGCAGUGCUGCAGUCAGUGCUUGCGCGAUAUCAGGCCAGUGGCAGCAGGCGCUCCAAUUGCUGAAGGAUGCGAGGGGGCUGGGUGUAAAGCUGGAUGUGAUCAGUCACAAUGCUGGAGUAAGUGCGUGCGCAAAUGGGGAGCAGUGGCAGCGCGCAUUGUCGUUGCUCAGGGAUUUGCCACAAAUGAAAUUGGAGCCAAACGUCAUUAGCUACAACGCUGGGAUCAGCGCGUGCGAGAAAGGCGGGCAAUGGCAGCAAGCAAUGUCACUGCUUACAGAAAUCAUGAAGUUGCAGAUGGAACCCGACGUCAUCAGUUGCAGUUCUGCAGUCAGCGCGUGCGAGAAGGACGGGUUGUGGCAGCAGGCGCUGUUAUUGCUCCGCGAGUGUGGGAAACUUGAGGUGGAGUUGAAUACGAUUAGCUUCAAUGCUGGAAUCAGCGCCUGCGAGAAAGCUGGGCAGUGGCAACGUGCAGUUUUUUUGCUCGACGAGCUGAUGGAAUUGGAGAUGCCGCUGAGCGUUAUCAGCUACAGUGCUGGAAUCAGCGCGUGCGAGAAGGGUGCGGAAUGGCAGCAGGCACUGUCGUGGUUGAGCGAAUUAGAGAAGACAAAGAUGGACCCGGGCGCUGUCAGCUACAAUGCAGCAAUCAGCGCGUGCCAAAAAUGCGCGCAGUGGCAGCAGGCAUUGGCACUACUCAGUGACAUGGGAGACGGCAUGGGAGGUGCCAUGGCACCGGCAGACACCAUCAGCUACAGCGCUGGGAUCAGCGCGUGCGAGAAGGGCAGGCAGUGGCAGCGCGCUUUGGCGCUGAUCAGCGAGAUGCGGGAUUCGAAGCUGGAGCCCAACGUCAUCACUUACAGCGCUGGGAUCAGCGCGUGCGGUAAAGUCGGGCAGUGGCAGCGAGCGUUGGCGCUGAUCAGGGAGAUGCGGAAUUCGAGGUUGGAUCCAGACGCCGUGAGCUACAACUCUGGGAUCAGUGCGUGCGAGCAAGCUGGACAGUGGCAGCGAGCCGUAGCGUUGCUCAGCGAUAUGUGGUGUGCGAAUUUGUUCCAGCCUGCGGCACAGCGAACAGUAGUGCGCGAGUCGGCCCAGGCCGGCUACAGCGCUGGGAUCAGCGCGUGCGAGAAGGGCAAGCAGUGGCAAUCGGCUUUGGCGUUGCUCAGUGAGAUGUGGGAGGCGGUGUUGGAGCCCACCGUCAUGUGCUACAGCGCUGGGGUCGGCGCGUGCGAGAACGGCGACCAGUGGCAGCGGGCGUUGGCGCUGCUUGGCGAGAUGCGGGAGGUGAAGUUGGAACCCGACGUUGCCGUCUACAGCGCUGGGAUCGGCGCGUGCGAGAAGGGCGAGCAGUGGCAGCGGGUUCUGGAGCUGCUGAGCGAGAUGUGA
Molecule: messenger RNA, 2199 nt
Organism: Prorocentrum cordatum
Lineage: Eukaryota; Dinophyceae; Prorocentrales; Prorocentraceae
Source: the annotation of a GenBank genome assembly